AAGGGGAACGGUUGGCCCGUGGCAUCAGAUUUAACACGGAAAGCGUCCCUUUUUGUGUUUGCCAGAGAAAUGGCCGCGGUACCUGCCGAGGAAACGAGCGCCCUGGGCGCUGGGAGCGAUGCACCCCCCGGAAAGACCAACGAGAGCGACCCCGAGAAGAAAGAAAACGGCCUCUCCGAGCCGGAAACUGAACAAACAGGCAGCAGCGGUGAGCCGAAAAUGGACGAGGCGGGCGAAAAGAAGCCCGCUACAACAACAGGCAAGGCCGCGAGGGACGUGGGAACAGACGGCGGCGCUUCGGCGGUCACCCGGGAGGGAGCAGCCGUAUCCGAAGAGCCGGAGGAAAGACCGGGGUCACGGCCGAGCCUGGAAGAAGGCAGCGACGAGCACACCGGGGACGACACGGUUAAAGACGCCAAGGAGGAACCAGACGACGACAGCCGGUGUUCGGUGAUGGACAGCGAGAAGACCGUUUCUAACGGAGUGUGUGAGGACGGGGAUAAAAACAGCGGCGGAGGCGACAAGAGGCGGACGAGCGUGGAGAUCUCAUCCUCGGAUGGCGAACAGUUGAGCCGCUUGGACUCGGAGGACAGCACCAGCAGCAGUACCCUGAUGGAUAUGGAGAGCAUAGUGUCCAGCGGGCGCUCCACCCCUGCCUUGUUAAAUGGACAGAGUAGUGCCAGGUCCUCUGCAGCCAAGACGCUGGCUUACCCCUGCUGCUGGGACCUUUGUCCACAAUGCUUUAACUCCAGUCCGGAUCUGGCCGAGCACAUCAGGGGAAUCCAUGUGGACGGGCAGAGAGGAGGGGUGUUUGUGUGUCUGUGGAAGGGCUGUAAGGUGUACAACACCCCCUCCACCAGUCAGAGCUGGCUCCAGAGACACAUGUUGACCCACAGUGGAGAUAAACCCUUCAAGUGUGUAGUCGGUGGCUGCAACGCCAGCUUUGCCUCACAAGGAGGGUUGGCUCGCCAUGUUCCCAGUCACUUCAGCCAGCAGAACUCCUCAAAGAUGUCCAGUCAGGCCAAACUGAAGGAGGAAUCGCCCUCCAAGGCUGGACUCAACAAGAGGAAAAAAAUCAAAAACAAACGCAGAUGGUCCCUACCAAGGCCCCAGGACUUCUUUGAUGUCCAGACUAUGGACGCUAUUCGUCACAGAGCCGUGUGUCUUAACCUCGCCACCCACAUCGAGAGUGGGGGCAACGGCCACAGCGUUGUCUUUCACAGUACGGUAUUAGCCAGGAGAAAAGAAGGUUCUGGCAAGGUUAAAGUUCUUCUACACUGGACACCUGAAGACAUACUACCUGACGUGUGGGUGAAUGAAACGGAGCGAUCUCAGCUGAAGACUAAAGUAGUGCACUUAUCCCAGUUACCACAGGAUACGGCGAUGUUAUUAGACCCAAACAUCUACCGAGCACUUCCUCAGAAGCGUCUGAAGCACAGCCUGUAGGACGUCAUGUGCGGGGUCAGUAACUUAAAGAGGAAAGUUGUUGAUCAACCUCCGUAUGGGACGGGACGCUCAACAUCUGC
Nematolebias whitei (Rio pearlfish) is the source of this 1526-nucleotide messenger RNA. It is a transcript of the gene aebp2, whose product is annotated as AE binding protein 2. Bases 70 to 1446 code for a protein of 458 amino acids. Gene Ontology annotation, cellular component: ESC/E(Z) complex. Lineage: Eukaryota; Metazoa; Chordata; Actinopteri; Cyprinodontiformes; Rivulidae. Gene Ontology annotation, biological process: regulation of transcription by RNA polymerase II. The transcript is spliced from 9 exons. The record is from RefSeq and is a predicted model, not a curated record.